UUGUUUUCUCUUUCAGUAUGUCAGGGAGAAAUCAACGAACUUACAGCGAGAGGCGACUCGAAAUUCCGUUACAAGAAUUUAAGAGACAGGUACACAAACUGUACUUAUAUCCAAGGAAGUUUAGAAAUCGUGUUUUUGGAAAAAGUUGAUUCUGUGACCAAAUAUGAUUUAAGUUUUUUGAGAAGUAUAAAGGAAGUGACUGGCUACGUGUUAAUUCUCAGUGUUUUUGCCGAUUACGUGCCGUUAGAAAAUUUACGGAUUAUUCGCGGGAGAACGUUAUAUCAUGAUAAAUAUAGUUUAUAUGUGGCGUUAAAUUCUCAUCCGACGGCAGAACCUGGAUUACGAGAAUUACGUUUCAAUUCUUUAUCAGGUAAGUUUUAG
Messenger RNA from Lottia gigantea (owl limpet), 381 nucleotides. RefSeq lists its product as hypothetical. The transcript has a single exon. The annotation marks the transcript as partial. The record is from RefSeq and is a predicted model, not a curated record. Lineage: Eukaryota; Metazoa; Mollusca; Gastropoda; Lottiidae.